Molecule: messenger RNA, 2853 nt
Organism: Rhincodon typus (whale shark)
Lineage: Eukaryota; Metazoa; Chordata; Chondrichthyes; Orectolobiformes; Rhincodontidae
Product: thioredoxin reductase-like selenoprotein T
Exons: 6
Biological process (GO): cell redox homeostasis
Cellular component (GO): endoplasmic reticulum membrane
Molecular function (GO): thioredoxin-disulfide reductase (NADPH) activity
Source: RefSeq, a predicted model, not a curated record
GGCCGCGCAGGCGCAUUGUCUCUCUCCUCUCGGUCUCCGCGGUGACGGCAGCCGGCUCUGCAGCGAUGAUGGCCCUGCCGGGUAUGGCCGCGCUUUCUCUCCUGCUGUUCGCCUUCACCUGCCUGGGCAACCUCAGCCAAGGGCUGGCCGACAAGCGGCUCAAGAUGCAGUAUGUCACCGGGCCGGUGCUGCGCUUCCAGAUCUGUAUCUCCUGAGGGUACAGGAAAGUGUUUGAGGAGUACACGCGGGUUAUUAGCCAGCGGUAUCCCGACAUCCGUAUCGAAGGAGAAAAUUACCUUCCACAACCUAUCUACAGGCACGUAGCAUCCUUUCUAUCAGUCUUCAAGCUGGUCUUAAUAGGACUAAUUAUAGUUGGUAAAGACCCCUUUCCUAGUCUGGGCAUGGAAACACCUAGCAUUUGGCACUGGAGUCAGCAGAACAAGAUCUAUGCAUGUAUGAUGGUGUUCUUCCUUAGCAACAUGAUUGAAAAUCAGUGUAUGUCUACAGGUGCAUUUGAGAUUACAUUAAAUGAUGUUCCAGUAUGGUCCAAACUCGAGUCUGGCCAUCUUCCAUCCAUGCAACAGCUUGUGCAGAUUCUGGACAAUGAAAUGAAGCUCAAUGUACACAUGGAUUCAAUCCCACUGCAUCGAUCUUAGCUAAAUCUUAAGGCAUUGAACAGCCUUUUUUGUAUUUUAGAAGAUGUUUUCUGAGAAUGGUAAGACUGAUGACUAUGAAGGACUGCACUUAAAGCAGCACUGACUGUUUGUGCAGACUGGAUGCUCCCCAUCAGUCAUACUGGUCCUUUGAAAACCUCCUCUGAAAAAUAGAAAGGACUUCAAUGCUCAUACACUGAUCAUGUUCACCCUGUAGUGUACUGCACAUAUAUCAAAUUGUAAUAUGAACAUAGUUUCUUUUUUAUAUGUAAUUUAAUAUGACUUUAUGGCAACAUUUAAUGAAAUAAUACAGAUGGCAAAUAACAGUUCUGUUAUUUUGUGUUUUAAAUGAGUGGUAUACUAUAAAUUUUAUGUUUGAUAUUGUAAUUUAGAAUUUAACUAUAAUUUAUGCAGGCACAUGUUUAACCCGUAGCCCUGGUGUAAACCUAUUCAAAUGCACUCUAGUAGGCUAAGGUUUAUCUUUUGUACCUAGUAAGAGUAUUAGUAAUUUGAAAUCACACACUGAAAUAUUUGCCAACAGGGAAAAAGAUUUUGUUAUGCCCUUUUCUAGAGCUUCCAAGUAGCCUGAAUAUUAUUUUUCACGUGAUGGAGAAAAUGGCCAUUUCACUUCAUACAACAUUUUUAAACAAAACUUGGGGCACAAAGUGUCUUGUUUCAGAAGGUAUAACUAGCCUGGUAGCAAAAGAUAAUGCUAGUGGAAUGCUGCCUAAAAGUCGGUUUAAAUAUGUCUUUGAUUUGCAUGGAAUAAUAUAACCACAAGAGUGAACUCUGGGAUUUCAAUUGGAAAGCUAACAUAUAAGAAUGAACAUACUAAAUUUUAACACACUGUGGUGUGAAAAGUUGAAACUGGAAUUCAAAAGGAUGAUGCAGAGGUCAGGUCUCUCAAACCUAAUUGGAAUGCGUAAUAAGUUCAUAACAACUUUGGAUCAACUGUAAGCUAGCCCAUUGAGCUCAUUUGUGAGGGGAACAAAACAAAAAUCUCACACGGCCAGCUUUUUUGAAAUUUAAUUUGAAAUAAAAUGGAAUAAACAUUUUUUUUGCCAUAAUUGAAUUUGAUAAUGCCACUGCAGCGCUUUGGAAUUUUAUUUUCUUGUCUGCCUUUGAUUAUUUGUUUACUGGAAGGAAAAUUUUAAUUUGAAUUUUUGCUGAUGUCUCAGAUAUCUGGUUCUUUUUGAAUCUCCUCAUUUGCCUGCUAUGUUUUGGUAAAAGGGUAAACACCCACAACAUUCCCUAAUAACCUUUGUGGGGUGCACUGUGCUAAAAUUAGCAGUGAUGCACAUAGUUCCAAUUAAAUAUUUUAAAAUACUUCUAAUACCCUAGGCAACAUUCUGUCUGUACCAAUUUGCAAUAUCAAGUAGCACAUAAAAUAUAUCAAUUCAGUGAAUUAUUGAUUACCACUCUCUAAACUUUGAGGGAUAGACGGAAAGAAAACACUGGCAGCCAUAGAAACCAUUCCCAUGAUUUCUCAACAGAUCUCUCUCCUCACCAUGUACUUUUUUUAGAGUGGAUGGGAGUGAUGGGUGAGUGCCAAUGGUGAGAAACAAGGAUAAACACCAUAAAACAAGUCAGCACAAAUCAUAAAGUUACUCCUGUUGCAGUAAAGUUUCAAUUCUAAUGUAUCAGAUUUUCAAAUGAAUUAUUUUAUACUUGGUCACAGCACUGAAAGAUUUAAGAUGAGAUUGCCAGCAUGUGACUUUUGCAGCUUAGGUUUCCUUGCUCUAUAAUAUUUUCUUCAUCAAUAUAGAUGAUUUCAAACUGUAUGUAUCUUUGCAUUCUGUACUAUCUUAAUCCAUUAGAAAAUGCACUUUAUUUUUGAAGAGUAUUUGAUACCUUUCCUUUUAUUAAAAAAAAUCCUUUUAGCCAUAGUUCCAUAUACAAAUGAGAAAAAAAGUGUCAUUAUUUCUAAUACUGCUUAAACAUUUGAAUUACUUUAAAUCUUUGAAUUCACAUGAUGUAAGAAUAUCUUGUGUAUUUUGAACAGUCAUGUGUUGUGUUGCGCUCUUUGAAUUUAAUUGCAAAAUUUUUCCUCCUUGCUUUAUCUGAAACAUUUGUGACUUGCCUAAACCAUCUCAGUUACCUUGUUGUUCUGCAUUCUCAUCUUUUGAGAACAAGUUACACGAUAUCAUCCUUCGUAAAUUUCUUCUCAAACCUUUCAAUAAAGUCAUCUUUUGAGACACAA